CUUUGUUUACAUUCACGAUAAAUACACGUUUUUGCAGAAUGUUUGAUAAUAAAGGAGAUAAACUGCUGCUCGAAAUCGAGGAGGAAGAUGCUGAUCCCGAGGAGCAGCAUCCCCGCUGCGAGCAUGGACCCACUGUGCUGUUCUACCGGCAAUCGCAGCUUCCCGGCCAGGGAUAUUUCGCCUGCUCCGCCCACCGGGAUUCCGAACUUUGCAAUUUUCACCUGCCGGCGGAUCAGUGGAGAGGUCAAACCUCUGGGACACCACUUCCUCAGAGGAAUUAUCCUUUAGCAACCGGAAAAACAAGAAACCCCUCCCUUCUUGACCCCACAUUAAGCAUAACAGCGCUUUCCGAGGACAAAGUCAAUGCCCAAUAUUUCUUCGAUGAAGCUGCUGUUAAAUUCUUAACUAGUCAGUGCAAAAAUAUAGGAGCCAGCAAGGUAAUCUGCAUGGGCGCACCUCGUUUGCAUUUUCACCUGCGCCACCAACUGCAAAGUUUCCUUCUGGAUUUGGAUGAGAGAUUUGCGGAAUAUCUGGGACCUGAGGAGUUCUGUCUCUACAACAUGUGCAAUAAUCACUUUUUCUACAAUCGCAGUCCCUUUGAGAAGUUCCUGGAAGGUACUAGUACAGAACAACUGGUGAUUGUGACGGAUCCUCCCUUUGGCUGUCGAACUGAACUGAUUUCUCACACAUUGCGCAGCCUGAGAAGACUCCACAACCGAAUCAACCAGCUGCCCUCCACUCCACUGUCCAUGUUCUGGAUAUAUCCCUACUAUUCAGCCAACUACAUUAGGCAGGAAAUGCCUGAGAUGGAAAUGAGCGACUACAGGAUAAACUACACCAAUCAUUUGAGAUAUACAAACGUGGGAAAGCAGAGUCGCUUCUGCGGAUCCCCCGUGCGUUUGUUCACUAAUGUGCCACUGAGAUUGCUUCAACUGCCCGUGGAGGAGGGCUAUAAAUACUGCCAAAAGUGCGAAUGCUACACGGCCAACGAAAACCUUCACUGCAAUCGCUGUGGGAAAUGUCCCUCUGUGAAUGGUCAGUCAUAUAGACACUGUGAUGCCUGCGAUCUUUGUGUGAAACCCAACUAUGUUCACUGCAGCAACUGCAGGAGAUGCACUCAAAAGGAGGGACACAACUGCUCCUUUUACCAGACCAAACAGCGCUGCAGGCUGUGCGAUCAAAAGGGGCACAUAGAAACCGAGUGCCCGAACUUUAAAGGAAAGUUACAGCACACCAAAGGCUGUCUUCUGUGCGGCAAGCGGAAUCACGGCGAACGAAGAUGCAUCCAGCGAUCAAAGUACUUCAGGGAGCACCAUUUCAUGGACGAAAUCACCGUUGAGUGUUUAUAA
Messenger RNA from Drosophila takahashii, 1349 nucleotides. RefSeq names its product rRNA N6-adenosine-methyltransferase ZCCHC4. The record is from RefSeq and is a predicted model, not a curated record. Gene Ontology annotation, molecular function: rRNA (adenine-N6-)-methyltransferase activity; zinc ion binding; nucleic acid binding. Lineage: Eukaryota; Metazoa; Arthropoda; Insecta; Diptera; Drosophilidae. Gene Ontology annotation, biological process: rRNA methylation. Gene Ontology annotation, cellular component: nucleolus; cytoplasm.